This is a messenger RNA of Anopheles funestus (African malaria mosquito), 3917 nucleotides long. RefSeq names its product adenylosuccinate synthetase (gene Adss). Bases 690 to 2090 code for a protein of 466 amino acids. The record is from RefSeq and is a predicted model, not a curated record. Gene Ontology annotation, biological process: IMP metabolic process; 'de novo' AMP biosynthetic process. Gene Ontology annotation, cellular component: cytoplasm. Gene Ontology annotation, molecular function: GTP binding; adenylosuccinate synthase activity. The transcript has 8 exons. NCBI's taxonomy places the organism in Eukaryota, Metazoa, Arthropoda, Insecta, Diptera, Culicidae.
UAUUAUUUUUUCUCCGUGAGAAAACCGCACGAGGUUCGGGUGCAUUUCCUUCGGCGUUUCGCGUAUUUAGCGACGACUGCUUGGCGGCGUUGUUGCAAGAUCUUUCCGUCGAUCUUGGUCGGAAUUGAUGACAAAAAUAUUCCGUGUCCGCGCUAAAACGACCAACAGUGUUCGCGUAGCUCCUGCAGUAAUUCGCUGACCAGCGACAGCUUAAAAGUUUUUGGUCAACCUACGCACCUCGUGGUUUGCGUUUCUUGUAUACCGUGAAUGUUACAGCCCCAAGUGUUUCAGAAUUAGUUUCGAGUUUUUCGGUAGCUAUCUGAGUUGAACAGUUGAACGGCGCGUGCCUCCGAAUUAUCGGCCAUAGUAUAAUUGUUAGUGCUUUGUCACCGGAAGUGGAUUGUGUAAUCUAGUACGCUGGUCGAGUGUUCGAUAAUCGGUAGUCACUUCGCAGCCGUGAAAGAUAUAUUGCUUUGGCGUAGUUUUCUACACCGCUGAAAGGUAGUACAAACCAGUUGGCGCCAGAAUACCAGAGCUGGUCUACCUUCCUAUCCCCACAGAGUGUGAAUUACAUUAGGAAGGCAACGUAACAAAAAACAAGCAAAAGAAGAAAACAAGAUAACAAACACCCGCGCAGCAGCAGCAGCAGAGAGAGCACGAAAACAGAAGUCAUCACCAAUCCAUCCAGUAUGUCAGGGUAUCAUCAAAUGACUAUGAACGGCACGGGCAACCACCACAGUAGUGAAAAUAAUCACACUGCUGUACAAAACAACACGCACGAACAGAUGCAUAACCGCCGUCAGAACCCCUACAUCAAAAAGGUUACGGUGGUGCUGGGUGCCCAGUGGGGCGACGAAGGCAAGGGCAAGGUGGUUGAUAUGUUGGCCACCAAUGCUGACAUUGUGUGUCGUUGUCAGGGUGGAAAUAAUGCAGGUCACACGGUGGUCGUCGAAGGAAAGGACUUCGAUUUUCAUCUUCUGCCUAGCGGAAUCAUCCAUGAGAAGAGUACCUCAGUUAUUGGCAAUGGUGUUGUCGUUCACUUGCCCGGGCUUUUCGAAGAGCUUGCCAAAAAUGAAGCGAAAGGGCUGAAGAAUUGGGAAGGCCGAUUAAUAAUCUCGAACCGUGCUCACCUGGUGCUGGACCUGCACCAGCAGGUAGAUGGUCUGCAAGAGGCGGAAAAGGGUGGCAAAUCGCUCGGCACAACAAAGAAAGGCAUCGGGCCGUGUUAUUCCAGUAAGGCGACCCGCAACGGUAUCCGUGUAUCGGAUCUUUUGGGCGACUUUAAGAUGUUCAGUGAAAAGUUUGAAGCUUUGGCAGCUAUGUACAAACGGCUCUAUCCCGAUUUUUCGGUGGACGUAAAUGCGGAACUCGCACGAUAUCGCGAGUAUGCCGAACGGUUGAGACCGUUGGUGCGCGACUCGGUGUCGUAUUUGCACACGUCGCUCAAGGAGGGCAAAAGCGUACUGGUCGAAGGAGCCAACGCCGCCAUGCUGGACAUUGACUUUGGCACUUAUCCUUACGUGACAAGCAGCAAUUGCAGUAUCGGCGGUGUGCUGACAGGACUGGGUUUACCACCGCAGGCGAUCGGAGAGGUGAUCGGUGUGGUGAAAGCUUACACUACACGCGUAGGGGAUGGACCCUUCCCAACGGAAUUGCACGAUGAAAUUGGUUCGUUGCUGCAGAAGCGUGGUGGUGAAAUUGGUGUUACCACGCAGCGAAUUCGCCGGUGCGGUUGGCUCGAUCUGGCUCUGCUACGGUACACCUCCAUUGUCAACGGAUACACUGGAAUUUGUCUAACCAAGCUAGACAUUCUGGAUACGCUCAAGGAGAUUAAAGUAGCUGUCAGCUACAAUCUGAACGGAAAGAAAAUUGAUUACUUCCCCGGUUCGAUUACCGACUUAAGCCAGGUGGAGGUUAACUACAUUACCAUGCCUGGAUGGCUACAAUCGACGGAGAAUGUGCGCGAUUUCGGUGAACUUCCUCCACAGGCGCAAGACUAUAUACGGUUAAUUGAGAACGAUCUGGAUGUACCAGUCAAGUGGAUCGGGGUCGGUAAAGGCCGGGAAUCAAUUAUCUGCGUAAAGGAUUAAAUCGUUCACCUGCGAUGAUGAAUAAGGAAUGUAGCGGACGAGAUGAACUUUUUUAAUUCCAUCCUUACCACACAACCUCACCUUCAUCAACAUCAUACUAAUCUUAACCGUCGAAAUACUUUAAUAGUCAACUUUCCAUCGUUCUUCUCUCCUACUCUGCUAUUCCGCGAAAGGGGAAAAAUGAAAACAAGAACGCAUGAAAACUACGAUUUUACCCUGUUGGAAGCUUUGAUGUUUGGAAAUAUUUGUAUACGCAACAAUUACAUGCUCCUGGUUUGGUUUACUAUGCAACAAUACGCUUUUAACCUGUCCCAAAAACACAAACGAGAGGCGCAAUUUUGUGUGAUUUCUGUAUAAACAAUAAGUUUAACUUAUUAGACCUCACCAUAUGCCCCUGGAUGAAAUAUGAAGCUAUAAGGCGCAUUGUUGUUGACCGCAAGAGAAGAAAAGAUACUUUAGGGGGCAAAGCCUACGCACAAUGUAUUCAUCCCAUAGCCUAUACUAUGCAAACAGGCCUCGAAAGUUUAUUUUUUGUUCGCCGAAAGAUAAGAUGGGCAAAAUGAACACCAUUGACUACAGCCUAAAAGAAUAUACCCAAAACAAACUUGCAACACAAAUGGUAAAUAUGUGGUACACCAAAUAAGGAAUACAAAUCAAACAACACACUGUUACAGCUUUCAGGAUGCCUAUUGGGCCAUUUAUGAUAACUCUGGUAAAUGGUAUGUGCAAGGGCAAGCUUAAAAGCUAACCGUUUGCAUAAACCGUUUGCAAUUUUACAUCGCUAGAAUGUACAGUGUAAAAAAGGGGACACUUGUACGCAAACAACAACAAAACACAGCAAUGCACAGCAUGGUAGUUAGAAAUUUGUUCAAUAUUUCAUGUUUUAGUGGAUUGCGAUAUGUAAAGCGCGAAACAAACGCGACCGUACAUAACAGGAUACACAGCAUAUAAUGCUGUAAUGCGACUUUCGCUUAAUGUAAAACUGUGUCGAUUAUAAAAAAACACAACAGAAACAGAUAUCGUUUUGCUCAGCAAGGUUAAAGAGGGAGGUGAAUGAAUGAAGGAUGCGAGAGAUGCGAGAGCUCGGAGAUAGCCAAAAAGACUAGCUGAAAUAGAAAAGGGCGUAAAAGUGGUAAAAGCAGUUGCUUAAUUUUUAUGUUAUAAUUUCUUCUAUACAUCCUCUCGUAAAAUUAGUGCACUUUUACUGCAAAAUGUUUCAAACAUUAAUUUCUUUUUUUUUAUUUCGUAAAAAUUGCUUUAUUAUUGCCAUUUCAAAAAUUUCCCGGAAAAGCAGAUAUUUUAAUGAAUCAACUAAAAAUUCGCCCAAUAAAUCAGUUUAUCAGUUACUUUGCUUCGGCAGACACAUGUACAGCGCAUUGUGUGAAUCAUAGCAUAAAAUGAGCUACUUUAUAUAAUUUCAAAGCAAAGAUUCUAGAAUAAAUAUAUGAUCACUUAAGGUAAUCAUAAGAGGAUACAAAACGUAGGUUUUUGUUGCCAGAGUGUGUGCGUGUGUGUGGUUGUAGAAUAAUUUUAGAUUUCUAUUUUUUUCCUUUUUGGCCUCAGGUUAGAAUCUUACCUAAAAACGUACCGCAAUUUUUUAUCAGUUUGUCGUAAUUUUAAUUAUCAUUGAUACAUAUACUUUUUAUAUCUUAUUCAGUUGGCCACCGCGAGGCCUAAUGGGAAUUUUAACAAAUUUGUUAGCUUUUUUAUGUUUUACAGUAGCUUACGAAAGGAAGGAAGUCUUGGCCGUGUUGAGAAAAAAAACAUUGUAAUUAUGAUGUCGCAAUGGAAUUAAGUAAUACUAUAAAAAAUAAGGGAAAAGAAUAA